UCUUCUCGCAGCGCGCAGGAUUCUCACUCACUCUAGUGCGCGCGCACCAGAUAGUUCAGAUGUAGAUGCGCGCGUCCACUGUUACAUACACAAGCACCGGCACCGAACGCGCGUGCGGCUCUAGUUACUGAGCGCUCGGGGCGGCGCGCAUGAAGGGAACUCGCGAGGAUGACCGGCAGGAGUAAACCCUAGAGAGGCGCGUUGCAGGCUGGGAAAGGAGGACACGCCUGCUUAGGGCAGUGUUUACAUUUAUAUAAAGCGCAACACUGAGCGGAAAUAAACAGCACACAGGUUUUUAACCAAGCGGGGAGAUGAGUGGAGAGAUGAGUGCGGAGGUCAUGUCCCCUACCAGUAUAGGGCAGAAGGAGAGAUAUUUUGACCGGGUGAAUGAGAAUGAUCCGGAGUACCAGCGCGCUCGUAACAUGCCCGCUGACCUGCGCCAGGAUUUCAACAUGAUGGAGCAGAAGAAGAGGGUCACACACAUCCUGCAGAGUCCUGCUUUUAAGGAUGAGCUGGAAGGCUUGAUCCAGGAACAGAUGAACAAGGGAAAUAACCCUGCAGGCCUGCUCGCCCUGCGCCAGAUCGCCGACUUCUUCAUGACCAGCUCCAUCGGAGGAUGCCCCACUUCUCCCCUGAGUCUGGGCAUGGUGUCCCCCAUAAACGAUAUUUUCAGCGCCGACUCCGGCUCCAUGGUGAAGGGUGAGAAACAGGCGCGAUGUAAACUGGCCAGCCUCUACCGGCUCGUCGAUCUCUUCAGCUGGGCUCACUUCUCCAACGCCUACAUCACAGUUCGUGUCAGCAAGGAGCAGGACCACAUUCUCAUCAUCCCCAGAGGACUAUCCUUUGUCGAGGCUUCAGCUUCUAACUUGGUGAAGGUGAAUAUCCUGGGUGAUGUUGUGGAUCAGGGCUCUACUAACCUGCACGUUGACAUGGCUGGCUUUAGCCCGCACGCCGCCAUCUACUCCAUGAGACCCGAUGCACGCUGCCUCAUUCACUUACACACCCCGGCCGUAGCAGCCGUGUCAUCAAUGAAGUGUGGCCUGCUGCCCAUCUCUCAGGAGGCGCUGAUCCUCGGAGACAUCGCCUACUUCAACUACAACGGGAGUCUGGAUGACAAGGAGGAGAGGGCGGAGCUGCAGAAAGCACUCGGUCCCUCAGCCAAGGUGCUCAUUCUGAGGAAUCAUGGUGUUGUGGCUUUAGGAGAAACCAUUGAAGAGGCUUUCCACUACAUUUACAACGCCCAGUUUGCCUGUGAGAUCCAGGUGAAUGCAUUCUCAUGUGCAGGAGGAAUGGAGAACCUCAUCGUGUUGGACGUAGAGAAAUUUAAGAGCAGGACGCAGGGUGUGGCCCAGGUUGGCGUGAACAUGGGCUCUCAGCACAAGUGGAAAAUCGGAGAACUCGAAUUUGAGUCACUCAUGAGGAUGCUCGACAAUCUGGGUUAUAGGACAGGUUACGCUUACCGCCACCCGGUGUUGCGAGACAAACCCCGAUACAAGAGCGAGGUGGAGAUCCCUGCCACAGUGACGGCGUUCGUGUUGGAUGAGCCGGCUGACGCUUCCUGCCUCCAUCACCGUCUUCUUCAUCAACGACAGCAGAGGGAGAAAACUCGCUGGCUGAACUCGCCCAACUGCUACACCAAGAUAAACGUUGCAGAUGGAGGCAGCAAUGAAGAUAACGGCCGCAUCAAGACCAUGUGGAUGAGGUCUGAAGAAGGCAGCAGCAGCAGCGGAACUCCGAUCCGCAUUGAAGACCCGAACCAAUUUGUCCCUCUGAACACCAACCCGAGCGAUGUUCUUCAGAAAAGGACUAAAAUCCGAGAGCAGAAUCGUUUUGACAUGAAGACCGCUGGCCCGCAGUCUCAGCGCCUGGCUGGCAUUGUCGUGGAGAGACCCCCGCCAUACACAGGUGGAGAUGAGGAGGAGGCUGAGCCGUUGCCACCCAACCCCUUCAGCGAGCUCAGUGAGAGAGACCUAUGUGAUUACAAAGAACAAGUGGAGCGCCAACAGCUGGGGCUCGACGAGGAGGAGCCGGACCAGCUAACGUCUGAUGACGCUUCCACGCUCUCACCAUCUGCCUCUCAAACUCAGUCCCCACAACACACACCUGCUAAAGAAGAGAACCACACGAACACACUGCUGAAUGGCAAAGGCACGCACGACGAUCAAGAGGAGGAUCUGAUGAAGCGGGUGGAGAGUAUGGAGAUCACCGGCGAGAAGAUCGAGGAGGUUUUCUCACCCGAGAGCUCACCCUCCAAAUCCCCCGGCAAGAAGAAGAAGAAAUUCAGAACGCCGUCGUUCCUCAAGAAGAACAAGAAGAAAGAGAAAGCGGAGGCCUGAAUGACGAGAGAGGGAGCGGAGAUUCUGUUCAUCCGUCUGUCUGUCUGUUUACUCAUUGUUUUUACUUUUGUUUAAAAAAUUUUUUUAUUUUUUUUUCUUCAACAAACUUUGGCACAUCUUUUGGGAGGGGAAACCCGGCGACACUUACAUGGAAGCGCGUUGUGUUUUCAGAAGAAAAAGCUGAAAAUUACGAGUCCUGGCAAACUGGUUCCUCAAACACACACACACACACACACACGGCCGAUUUCAAGUGCAUUAACUGCAUUUAUUAUUAUUAUAUGUAUUACCAUAUGAGUUGUUUGUUUUUGUUUUUUUUAAGCCCAUUGACCAGCUGACAGUUUUUUUUUUUCCCUCCCAGGUGACUUUUUUUUUUUCAGAAGUCAAGCAGUAAAGUCCUGAGUUUCUCAUGUUUUUUACACACACACACACACACACAUUUUCUCACACACACAAUCACGUUUUAGUGAAGUCUCUCAUCGUAGCCUCGUUCACUUUUAGCCAUUUUAACUUGUCUGUAGUUGUAUUUCCUGUCGACGUUUUUUUUUUAUUUUCUAACCGUUUUGUAUUCCUUCGUUCGCUUUCACAAAGAACGUGUUUAUUUUUUUCCCGCCCGAGUUUCUACAGCCGAUCGUCACGCGCUCGACGUUUCUCUGCUCAGACGACUAAAACACGCGCGUAUCUUUUUAGUAUACACGAGUAAACCGGACGAGUGAUGAAGCGGCUGUUUUAUUUUUGUGCCGCAACGUUAAUGUAGUAUAUAAAUAUAUUCUAUAUUAUAUACGACGUGCAUACAGACGAUUUUCGAUCGAAAGAUUUUCCGGAAGUUCGCAAGGAAGGAAGGAAGUCCGGGAAGGAAAUUCUAACGGGAUUAAGCUUAAAAAACAAAUGUAAAUCUAUAUACGAUUAUAUAUUUAUGUGUUGUAUAGAGUUUGACGGAACAAAGCGAUUUUCAGCGAGAGGCCCCUGUGGAAAUUUGUGGAAAAUUAUUUUUAUUUUUAUUUUUUUUUUAAUUUUGUUCACUGAUGUAAUCGCAAGACAAAGGUCGUUCCACUGCCUGCUGUUUGAGAAAACUUUCACAUCGCUGUUAAGUAAAUCCAGCAGCAGCCUGAAAUUCUAGGAAUUCUAGCGGCAACAUAUUUUUCUGGAUGCGAGCGAACGACGUCGAAGAAUUCUGACGUUCAGCGGAAUUCAGUUUGGCAAAAAAGAUAAAAACUAACCUUCGCCUCUCAUCCAAACUUUAAACUAAUUCGUAAAACGACUAAAUUAAAUAAUAAUAAUCCAUGUUCAGUUAAAUUUUUAUUAAAUUGUUAAAGAAAAAAGUUUUUUUGUUUUUUUUAGUUUUUGUUCAAUUCGAAUCUUGUGAUUUGGGUUUUUUUGGUUCGUUUUUUUUUUACCCAGCACAAAAUUUUCAGAAAGUUGAAUGACUCGGAAGAUUUUGUAAGUAAGUCACGACUCUUCAGGCAGUUUUUAAAGAAGAGACGUUUCUCUCUAAACUAUAACAUUCGAACGGCACCAACAAACUCCCAACGUGCCCCCGCAAAAAAAAAUAAUUUGUCGUGUAUUUCUGAGACGUAAAACCGUCCAAAAUUUUCUCAACAUUUCAAAAACUUUUGCUGCAGAACUAAAGCAGAAAGCUGGAUUUGUCCAGUCGUUAAAGGCUACACGUUUUCUCCCUCGUCUCUGAGCAGCUUUCACCAAACACCCGGGGGUUUAAACGUUAAACCGAGUCGUCCGAAGGCGAUCGAUCCCAGCGAGCAAUGUGAAGUGAAUGUGGAGGCGGAGUCAUCUCUGAAGCGUGUAAACAGCACGUGGCGAGAUUCAGAAUAGUGAAAAGGGGGUCAGAAAAAAGUGAAAAGAAAAGCUCAUGCAUGUUUUGUUGCUGUAUUUCCGUCUUCUGUUUGCAGUUUGUUUUCCUUUAUAUUGUUUUUUUUUUUUUUUUAGCUUAGUUUACAGAGAUUUACACAUUUUAUUAACCAUGGAAAAUUUAACGUUUCUGUUUUCUGGACUGUUUGCACCUUUUUUUUAUUGUUGUUGUUGUUGUUGUUUUUUAACUGUUUAUUUCUUCUUUUUUUGCGCUUUGGCAUGCAAGUGUGUGAGCCAAACCUCGUGACCUGUGAAAAAACAAACUACACCAUUAUAUAAAUUGUAAUCUAAUGAACUUGCUUUAGAUUGUAUGGCUAAUCGAUGUAAAUUCACAAAUAAAAAAAAAGUUAUUUUAAGAAAA
This is a messenger RNA of Tachysurus fulvidraco (yellow catfish), 4560 nucleotides long. It is a transcript of the gene add3a, whose product is annotated as adducin 3 (gamma) a. Gene Ontology annotation, cellular component: plasma membrane; postsynaptic density; cytoskeleton. Gene Ontology annotation, biological process: barbed-end actin filament capping. The transcript is spliced from 15 exons. The record is from RefSeq and is a predicted model, not a curated record. Gene Ontology annotation, molecular function: actin filament binding. Bases 312 to 2336 code for a protein of 674 amino acids. Lineage: Eukaryota; Metazoa; Chordata; Actinopteri; Siluriformes; Bagridae.